AGGCAGCGGUUGCCUGGCGACAAGGUCGGGCUCGUUGAGGCGGCGGCCGGGGCCGGGCCUGGGCUCCCCGGGGGCGCUGCCGCGGGCCCCCGCUGUGGCGGAGGAGGCUUCGCCCUCCCCGGCCGGGGCUCUCCUCAUCCCCCGGCCGGGCCGGUAGGCAGAGGUAGAAAAGAGUACUUAAGAUGUGAGCAAGAAACUUAGGAAAUGUACAGUCUACCACAGGGUGUUUUAGUGAUAGAGACUCAAACCCCAAUGAUGCCUGUCACACGUUUAACCUGUGGCCUGGAUACGGUUUGUCCAGAUCCCGUUGCUAAAGAAAGAUCUCAUACGAACUCAUCGUGCAACCAGGUAGCAAGCAGCAAGCUCCAUGACAUUCCAAGAAACUGUCUCUUCUGGGUUUUAGGGUACCAAUUCUGUGGUCCCUAGAAUACUAUGAUCCCUGACCAGAGCGAGCUACUAAGAAAUAACUGAUGUGAUUUAGAAGGAAGAAAAAAAUGCAGCAGAGCACCAGUUUACAAAGUCAUAUAUUGAAGGAAGGAAGGAAGGAAGAAAGAAAGAAAGAAAGAAAGUAAGUAAGUUCUUAAGAAACUGAGCAUCACCUCCAGCCAGUGUCACUUUUUUCCCCCCAACAGAGCAGUAAUCUGAGGGACUUUAGAUCUCCAGAGUACAGCAGUUAGGAGUGAGGACUGGCCUUUCAGAGUGAAAAACCCACAGCUCAGAAAGAUAAAUGGGUCAGUAUAGAAAGCCAGCUGUCCAGUGCUGCCUAGCUGACUGAAGUGACAUGACACCAGUCACCGCCCUAUAAUGGAAAUGCACCAGACAGGAUAAGAACUUGCUAUUUACCGAGUACCUCCUUCACUUCCAGUGAAGUGUAAAGCUAGCUCCUGCUACAUGGAAAAAUUGCUCCAGCACAUGCAAGAAAUUAAAAUUCGAGAAGCUUGGAUUUAUUUGAAGUAACACCAACACAGAUCUGGGAUGAUUCCAUUAACAGCAUUGCAGUCAUGCUCUGUUUCUAAAAAGAUGUCUAAAGAUUACCCAAGCCAAAAAGAUUUAAGUGUAAGUUUUGUAAACAAGUAAAUUGGGACUCACACUUUCUACUGAACAGGAAGAAAAAAGCCAAAACAUAAGGCCUUGUGUAAAGACCAACAGACGGGUAAAGUGUCUCCCCAGGGGAAGGCUGCAAGUGCUGAAUACUAGCCAACAUCUGUCUGAAGCGUUACUGAUUUGGGGAAAUUCCAGCAAUUGCAAGUUGAGAGCAUGUUUGGAAAUUGAACCACUGUUUUAACUACACAGCUGAGUGAAGAUGUGGAGCGAGUAUCUGAAAACCCAACAGAUGAGAGAGAAGGAGAGAUGAAAGUUCAUGAAGAUUCCAGCUCUGUUAUUUUAGCAGAUAGUGAACUGGGUACCACUGCCCCUUCUUUGCGCUUCAGCAAGACCUGCCUAAAGAAUGUCUUUUCAGUAAUUCUCCUGUUUAUUUAUCUGCUGCUCAUGGCUGUAGCUGUGUUCCUUGUUUACCAAACCAUCAGUGACUUCAGAGAAAAGCUCAAGCACCCAGUGAUGUCUGUCUCUUACAAGGAAGUGUCCUUGUAUGAUGCACCUGGUAUUGCCUUUUAUCCAGGCAAGGCUCAGCUGCUUAGCUGCAAGCAUCACUACUAUGAUCACAUUCCGCCUCUGAUAAAUCCAGGUCAGCCAGGAGAUAUAGAGUGCACCACUCGGAGAAUCAACUACACAGACCCUUUUACUAAUCAAACUAUGAAGUAUGCUUUGGUUGUUCAAGGCCCUCGUGAUGUGAAGAAAAAGGAACUGGUGUUUUUGCAGUUUCAUUUAAAUGAAACAGAACAAGAUUUUAGUGCCAUUGACUACCUUCUCUUUUCCUCUUUCGAAGAGUUCAUCAACAGUCCAGAAAAAGCAGAAUUCAUGAAGGAUUGUGAAAGUUCAUACUCCAGCUGGAAGUUUUCCGGAGGCUUUCGAACUUGGGUCAAGAUGUCCUUGGUGAAAACAAAAGAAGAAGAUGGUAGUGAGACUGUUGAAUUCAAACAAGAGACUAGUGUGGUUAACUAUAUUGACCAGCGAACUAAACUAAGAAGUGACCAGCUGUUUUUUGUGGUAUUUGAAUGGAAAGAUCCUUUUAUACAGACUGUUCAAGAUAUUAUCACAGCAAAUCCCUGGAACAUGAUUGCUCUUCUUUGUGGUAUCUUUUUGGCUCUGUUUAAGGCAGCAGACUUUGCAAAGUUAAGUGUUAAGUGGAUGAUCAAAAUCCGGAAGAGACACCUGAAGAGGAGUCAGCAAGUAAUGAACCACAUCAGUUGAGACUAAGACUGCCUUUUAACUAUUCAUAGCAGAAGGGAUAGAAAAUAACUGGAAUAAACUUCAAACAGCAAUACAGCACUUACUUAAAGAUAUGAAACAGGUAUGUUUUCUUCUAGAAAAACUAUGGCUGGAGGAACAGCCUUCAAACUUCAGAAAGGAGCUAACGCUAGGACAGCUCUAACAAGCUCAUGCUUUUCUAUUUCAAAUCUAAACAAGCUUACCUCAGUAUGUGGGGGGGGACCAGGGGAAAGGAGCAAAUUCACUAAUGUUCAGAAAGUCAACACUGCAGUGUGUUAGGUUUUUUUUUUUUAAGAAAAAAAGACAGGGUUUAAAUACUUCUGAGAACAGGAGACCAUUUAACUUCUGCAUGAGCCAUGACCUGCAUCUGCUGCCAUAACAAAGGCAGUUACUUCCUUGGCUGUGUUUAGUGGAAGGUAAAGCACUCAACAAAACAGUCUGGCCUCCCCUCUCCAAAGUAGGUGUUAAAACAAAAUACACUGGAAUUCUAUUACAUGUCAUUUUUGAUUUAUAGUGACUUUAAUAUUAAAAAAUACUUCAAAUAA
Molecule: messenger RNA, 2873 nt
Organism: Grus americana (Whooping crane)
Lineage: Eukaryota; Metazoa; Chordata; Aves; Gruiformes; Gruidae
Gene: PACC1
Product: proton activated chloride channel 1
Exons: 16
Coding region: 1351-2310 (319 amino acids)
Cellular component (GO): cell surface
Source: RefSeq, a predicted model, not a curated record